AAAUGUAUAUCCUAAAGAUGCCGAAGCACCACCAUGUGGAGUGGAUGAUAUGACAAAGUUGGCAUAUUUGCAUGAACCCGGGGUUCUAAAUAACUUGCGUUCUAGAUAUGACAUUAAUGAGAUAUAUGUGAGUGAUCGGAAUUUCUCUUUUUCUCCCUUCCUAUAAACAACAUAUACAGGGAGCAUAUUGAUAGCUGUAAAUCCUUUCACACGAUUACCGCAUUUGUAUGAUAGCCAUAUGAUGGCGCAGUAUAAAGGUGCGACAUUUGGGGAGUUGAGUCCCCACCCUUUUGCCGUUGCUGAUGCUGCAUACAGAGUUAUGAUGAAUGAAGGUAUAAGCCAGUCGAUAUUAGUUAGUGGAGAGAGCGGAGCUGGUAAAACAGAAAGCACAAAACAGCUAAUGCGCUAUCUUGCUUACAUGGGAGGUAGAGCUGCAUCUGAGGGGAGGAGUGUCGAGCAGAAAGUCUUGGAGUCCAACCCUGUACUAGAAGCUUUUGGUAAUGCAAAAACUGUGAGAAACAAUAACUCAAGUCGUUUUGGAAAGUUUGUGGAGAUUCAAUUUGAUGAAAAGGGAAGGAUUUCAGGCGCUGCUAUUAGAACAUACUUACUGGAAAGGUCUCGUGUUUGUCAGCUAUCAGAUCCCGAGAGGAAUUAUCAUUGCUUCUACAUGCUUUGUGCCGCACCCCCUGAGGUUGUUCAAAGAUUCAAAUUGGGCGAUCCAAAGACCUUCCAUUAUUUAAAUCAGUCAAAUUGCUACCAGAUUGAUGGUUUAGACGAAGCAAAAGAAUAUAUUGCCACACUGAAUGCAAUGGAUGUUGUAGGAAUUAGUUCUCAAGAACAGGAUGCAAUUUUUAGAGUCGUGGCUGCAAUUCUUCAUCUGGGGAACAUAGAAUUUGCAAAGGGAGAGGAAAUAGACUCGUCUAUGCCUAAGGAUGAAAAAUCUCUGUUUCACUUAAAGACUGCUGCUGAGUUAUUCAUGUGCGAUGUGAAAGCUCUAGAAGAUUGCCUAUGCAAACGUGUCAUGGCAACACGUGAUGAGACCAUCACGAAAUGGUUGGAUCCAGAAUCUGCUGCUGUCAGCAGAGAUGCUUUAGCAAAAGUUGCUUACUCGAGGCUAUUUGACUGGCUCGUAGAUAAGAUCAAUAAUUCAAUUGGUCAGGACUCAAGCUCAAAGUACAUAAUUGGAGUAUUGGACAUAUAUGGAUUCGAGAGUUUCAAAACAAACAGCUUUGAGCAGUUUUGCAUCAACUUGACAAACGAAAAACUUCAACAACAUUUCAAUCAGCAUGUCUUCAAAAUGGAGCAAGAAGAAUAUACAAAAGAAGAAAUUAAUUGGAGCUACAUCGAGUUUAUUGAUAAUCAAGAUAUCCUAGAUCUCAUUGAGAAGAAACCGGGUGGCAUUAUAGCUCUUUUAGACGAGGCUUGUAUGUUUCCCAGGUCAACACAUGAAACAUUCUCGCAGAAGUUGUACCAAACUUUUAAGAACCACAAGUGUUUUGCCAAACCAAAAUUGGCACGCUCUGACUUCACGAUUUGUCAUUAUGCUGGUGAUGUCACAUAUCAAACCGAGUUGUUUUUAGACAAAAACAAAGAUUAUGUCAUUGCUGAACAUCAGGCCCUCUUGAGUGCAUCAAAAUGUUUCUUUGUGUCUGGAUUGUUCCCAAAGUCAUCUGAAGAGUCCUCUAAGUCAUCAAAGUUCUCCUCAAUCGGUACACGUUUCAAGCAACAGCUGCAACAAUUGCUUGAAACUUUGAGCUCAACUGAGCCUCAUUAUAUUCGUUGCGUAAAACCUAACAAUCUUCUUAAGCCUGCUAUUUUUGAAAACCAAAAUGUUCUACAGCAACUGCGAUGUGGGGGAGUAUUGGAGGCAAUUAGGAUCAGUUGUGCUGGGUACCCCACUAGAAAAGCAUUUGACGAUUUCGUGGAUAGGUUUGGCAUCCUGGCUCCUGAAAUUUUGAAUAGAAGUACGGAUGAAGUUGCUGCGUGCAAGACGCUUUUGGAGAAAAUUGGACUCGAAGGCUAUCAGAUUGGGAAAACAAAGGUGUUUCUAAGGGCCGGUCAAAUGGCAGAGCUGGAUGCUCGCCGAACUGAAGUUUUAGGAAGAUCAGCUACUAUUAUUCAAAGGAAAGUUCGUUCUUUUAUGGCCCGAAAAAGUUUUGUAUUGAUGCGUCGUUCUGUCUUGCAAAUUCAAUCUGUCUGCCGAGGACAACUUGCUCGACAAGUUUUUGAGAGCAUGCGUAGAGAAGCUUCUUGUUUGCGGAUUCAGAGAGAGUUGCGGAUGCAUCUUGCUAGAAAAGUUUACAAUGAAUUAUGUUUCUCUGCUCUUUCUAUCCAAACAGGUUUACGAGGAAUGGCUGCACGUAAUGAGCUUCGUUAUCGAAGGCAGACAAAAGCAGCAAUCAUCGUUCAGAGCCAUUUUCGCAAGUUCUUGGCCCGCUUGCAGUUCAAGAAGUUUAAGAAAGCUGCAAUUACUACACAAUGUGCAUGGAGAGGAAAAGUUGCCCGUGGUGAACUUCGGAAGCUUAAGAUGGCUGCAAAAGAGACUGGUGCUUUACAAGCUGCAAAAAAUAAACUAGAAAAGCAAGUUGAAGAUCUUACUUGGCGACUACAGCUGGAGAAGCGCAUAAGGGCUGACCUGGAAGAAGCCAAAACGCAAGAAAAUGGGAAAUUACAAUCUGCUUUGCAAGAUAUGGAAAUUCAGCUAAAAGAAACUAAAGAACUGCUCAUGAAGGAACGUGAAACCACUAAGGCAAUAGCAGAAGUUCCACUCAUCCAGGAGGUCCCAGUUGUGGACCAUGAACUCAUGAAUAAGCUUACUGCUGAAAACGAGAAACUCAUGGAUUUAGUUACUUCCCUGGAGAAGAAAAUGGGUGAUACCGAGAAGAGAUACGAAGAGACAAACAAACUCAGUGAGGAGAGGUUGAAGCAAGCUUUAGAGGCUGAGACGAAAAUUAUCCAGUUAAAGACUGCUAUGCAGAGUCUUCAAGAAAAGGUUUCUGACAUGACAUCUGAGAACCAAAUUCUUCGACAUCAAGUAUUUUCGUCACCUAUUAAAGGCGUUCCAGAAUCCUUUCAUACUCAAGAAACUAAAGAGCCCGAUACACCUGCUAUGAGUUUGGUGACUAAAUCUCACAGCAAGCCUAAAAAACCUCCAGUUGAUAAUCAACAAGAGCACAUUGACGCCCUUAUAGAGUGUGUCAUGAAAGACACUGGAUUCAGUCAAGGCAAACCUGUUGCAGCUUUUACCAUCUACAAAUGCCUUAUUCAUUGGAAAUCUUUUGAAUCUGAAAAAACUAGUGCAUUUGACCGACUUAUUCAGAUGAUUGGUUCAGCAAUUGAGAAUCAAGAUAAUAAUGAUCAUUUAGCAUAUUGGUUAUCAAAUACGUCCACUUUGUUGUUCUUAAUCCAAAGAAGUUUAAAACCCGAUGGUGCAAGUUCAGCUCAGAAACCACCAACUCCAACUUCACUAUUUGGAAGAAUGAUGGGAUUCCGUUCAUCUUCUAUAAGCGUUGCUGCGGCUGCAGCUGCACUUGAGGUAGUACGUCAAGUUGAAGCCAAAUAUCCAGCUUUACUUUUCAAGCAGCAACUUACAGCAUAUGUAGAGAAAAUGUAUGGCAUUAUUCGUGACAACUUGAAAAGGGAGUUGGGGUCAUUGAUUGCCUUGUGUAUUCAGGCUCCACGAACAUCCAAGGCAGUGCUAAGAUCUGGACGGUCCUUCGGCAAAGAUUCUCAAUCCAAUCACUGGCAAGGCAUUGUUGAUUGUCUCAACACUCUUCUAAACACAUUGAAAGAAAACUUUGUGCCUCCCAUAAUUGUUCAGAAGAUAUUUACUCAAGUUUUCUCAUAUAUCAAUAUGCAGCUCCUUAACAGUCUUCUUCUGCGCCGGGAGUGUUGUACCUUCAGCAAUGGGGAAUAUGUGAAAGCUGGGUUAGCCGAGUUGGAGAUGUGGUGUUCUCAAGUAAAAGAAGAGUAUGCAGGGUCAGCUUGGGAUGAACUUAAGCAUAUUAGACAGGCUGUUGGGUUCUUGGUUAUACAUCAGAAGUAUAGGAUAUCAUACGAUGAUAUCACCAACGAUCUGUGCCCUGUUUUAAGUGUCCAGCAACUGUAUAGAAUAUGCACUCUUUAUUGGGACGAUAAUUACAACACUCGAAGUGUAUCCCAAGACGUUAUUUCAAGCAUGAGGGUACUGAUGACAGAGGACUCCAACACGGCUGUCGCUAAUUCCUUUCUGCUAGAUGAUAAUUCCAGCAUACCUUUCUCGGUUGAUGACCUCUCUACUUCCCUCCAAGUUAAAGACUUCUCAGACGUGAAACCUGCUGUAGAACUUGUCAAGAAUCCGGCCUUUCUGUUUUUACUAUAGAGGCAACCACACAUCAACAUACUCUUAUUUAACACGGUAUAGCAUAAGUUCCAUUUGAAAAUACAUAUUCUUUAUUUUUUCUACGUAUUACUGGUUAAUCCAUGUCAAAAUGUAAAAUGUACAUUAUCUAUUUGAUUGAAUAGUGCCUCUACUAAUUGGGCCCUUUUAAGCUUCAGAUUAUUUAUUUUCCGUAAACAUAACAUUGU
Erigeron canadensis is the source of this 4566-nucleotide messenger RNA. RefSeq names its product myosin-6-like. Gene Ontology annotation, molecular function: ATP binding; actin filament binding; microfilament motor activity. Gene Ontology annotation, biological process: vesicle transport along actin filament; actin filament organization. The transcript has 36 exons. Lineage: Eukaryota; Viridiplantae; Streptophyta; Magnoliopsida; Asterales; Asteraceae. Gene Ontology annotation, cellular component: vesicle; actin cytoskeleton; cytoplasm. The record is from RefSeq and is a predicted model, not a curated record.